Molecule: messenger RNA, 572 nt
Organism: Lactuca virosa
Lineage: Eukaryota; Viridiplantae; Streptophyta; Magnoliopsida; Asterales; Asteraceae
Source: the annotation of a GenBank genome assembly
AAAGCCAAAGAUGUGGCUUCUUCUCCGUCUCUGUCAUCUGCUCCAUAUCCACAGUUCAUUUCCCCAUAAAGCUUUUUGAGACAACUGCAUAUCAAUACCUCCAUCACUGCUUCAUCACUAUCUCUAUCAUCUCACCACCGCUUUCGUCUAUUUCACAAAUUAAAGACGGCGAUUGAAGAGCUAACGUCUACCAUCGCUUCCUAUUUUCUCCCUUUUCUCCUCUUCCACCACAGGAUCAAGACGUUUCUUUCACCUACCUUAACGUCGAUUUCCCUCCACCGCAUUCCUUCCUUCAACAUUGAAGACUAUGAUGGGAGAGACACAUGUGUUGAUUGUAUCGGUUCACUAUCAAAGAGGAGACCGAGCAGAGCAUGACGGCAUCCCUCUCCAUCUCUUUUGUCUCUCAGUGGACGUUCGGUAAUCAAUCGAAUCAAUUGUUGGCGGCUGUAAUUGCUUUAGAUAAUGAUGCUCAAAACCACCUUCUUUUAUGCUACAAGAAUACACUCGGGAUUUCUUCACCAUCGCUCCAUCAAAGUAGGAUCAAAGCUUACGGGUUCUUCAAAAAAAAGUAG